Nomia melanderi (Alkali bee) is the source of this 4744-nucleotide messenger RNA. RefSeq names its product prestin. Gene Ontology annotation, cellular component: membrane. NCBI's taxonomy places the organism in Eukaryota, Metazoa, Arthropoda, Insecta, Hymenoptera, Halictidae. The record is from RefSeq and is a predicted model, not a curated record. Gene Ontology annotation, biological process: transmembrane transport.
CCGUGAAAGUUCGAGUGGAAGAGGAUGAACGCAUGAAAGUCUGCAGUCCGGUUGCAGCUCGGUGCACUCGUGUUUAAAGCGAUCCGAAUGAAAUCUCGACGUCAGCCGAUAAACGGUAACAAGAUCACACCUGUUGGCGCCAUUGUUAGGCAAGAACGAAGCACGAUAACGCCGGUGGCGUCUAUAAAUCAUCGGCUCUCCGCGCCACCGGUGCCUCGUAACGAAAUCCAGUUUUACGGAAUUCCGACAAUAUAUACAUCUCGUGUUGACAAGCGAGGAUUAAUUUCGAUGGAUCGUGUCCUCGCCGAGCGGGGCAGGAACGGAGAACGGAACAGUGGCAAACGGGACCGCCUCCGCAAUGCUCCGGUUGUUCAAUCUCCCGUGAUCGAAAGUGAAAUCUAUUCGUCACUUGGCCGCCGUUCAGUACCGCGAGCCAAGUGUCAGUUACACUGAUCAACGUUCGCCGAUCUACUGAUCCGCCGUCGGGAAAAUAGGAUCAUCGAUAGCCCGCGACCUCGAGGGAGCGAAGCCAACCGGCUGCGACCGAUCCUGUCGAUCUCCGUGAUCUGCCGGGGGCCAAUCGGAGGAAUCAUCAUUUAUACCAGCUGAUAACCGAGGGGAUCCUAGAUUACAAAAGGAUUACGGCUGCACGUGAUUAUCGACUACUUGAGCGACGAGAUGUCGGCGAUCACGCCGGAAUUGACAGUGAGGCGGCCGGUCUACCAGCAGGACGAGCUGAAUCAGUUGUACAAAUAUGCGAAACCCAAGGAAUCGCUAUUACAGAGCGUCGCGUUCAGAUGCAAGAAAAUCAAGCCCAUGAUGGCUCUGAAAAAUUCCAUACCUCUAAUCGGCUGGCUAUCGAAGUAUGAUUGGAAGAGGGACAUAUUGGGAGAUAUCAUCGCUGGAAUUACUGUCGCGGUGAUGCAUAUUCCCCAAGGAAUGGCGUACGCAAUCCUAGGCAACGUGCCACCGAUAGUCGGCAUCUAUAUGGCUUUCUUCCCAGUGCUCGUCUAUUUCUUCCUCGGCACGUCUAGACAUAAUUCGAUGGGCACGUUCGCGCUGAUCUGCAUGAUGACCGGAAAAGUGGUCACGACUUACAGCUCCCAGGGUCACGUGUUCGGCAACGGUACCGAAGGAAACGAAGUGUUGUCCUCCGUCGCCAAUCAAUAUUCACCCGUGGAAGUCGCGACCGCGGUCACGUUCACCGUCGCCAUGAUUCAGUUAGCGAUGUACGUGUUGCGGUUGGGGAUCAUCGCGACCCUUCUAUCCGACAGCCUCGUUAGCGGGUUCACCACCGCAGCGGCCAUUCACGUGUUCACGUCGCAAGUGAAGGACCUGCUGGGACUGAGGAAUCUGCCCAAACGGAAAGGUCCUUUCAAGGUUAUCUUGACUUACGUGGACGUUCUCGAGAAUAUCCGCGACGCCAAUGUCAUCGCCAUCUCGCUCUCGGCGGUGACUAUCAUCAUUCUGAUCAUCAACAACGUGUUAAAGCCAAGAAUUGCGAAAGUGAGCCCGUUCCCGAUUCCCAUAGAAAUGCUGGCUGUAGUGGUGGGCACGGUUCUCGCGGUGUACGGGAAUCUGGAGACCGCUUACGGAGUUGUGACUGUGGGUCACAUACCAGUCGGCUUGCCAGCUCCAUCGCUGCCGCCAAUAUCCCUGGUGCCCAGCAUUUUAAUCGACAGUUUCGUCAUCACCAUGGUGUCCUACACCAUAUCGAUGUCCAUGGCGUUGAUCUUCGCGCAGAAGCUCAGCUACGAGGUGGACUCCAAUCAGGAACUCGUCGCGCAGGGCGUCGGUAAUUUAGUUGGAUCCUUCUUCUCUUGCAUGCCCUUCACAGCUUCGCUGUCUAGAUCCUUGAUCCAGCAAACUGUCGGAGGGCACACUCAGCUGGCCAGCUUGAUAUCCUGCGGCAUUCUGGUCAGCGUUCUGCUGUGGAUCGGGCCGUUCUUCGAGCCGUUGCCUCGGUGCAUCCUAGCGAGCAUAAUCGUAGUGGCUCUGCAAGGGAUGCUGAUGAAGGUGACGGAGUUCAAGAGAUUCUGGAAACUGGAGAAGACGGACGGUCUGAUUUGGGGAAUAACGUUCACGACGGUGGUCCUGUUGGACGUGGAGUACGGCUUGCUGAUCGGGAUCGUCCUUUGCGUGGGCAAGCUGAUCAUGUUCGCGGUGCACCCGUACACCUGCACGCUCGCUCUAGUACCUGGUACCGAGCUUUAUCUGGAUACCAAGAGAUAUAAAGGCACCGUCGAGCUGCCGGGAAUCAAAAUCUUUCACUACGCCGGUAGCUUGAACUUCGCCUGUCGUCAGCACUUCCGCGAGGAGGUGUACAAAGUUGCCGGGCUGACGCCGCGGAAAGAACCGGACGCCGGCUUCAAGCACGACGAGCUCAAGGAAAUUAAGAAGCUGCGCACCCUGAUCCUCGAUUUCACCAGGGUGAGCCACAUCGAUCUAGCCGCCGCGACCACCCUCGGGAACCUGAUCGACGAGUACUGCGACGCCGACGUGUCCGUCUACUUGGCGGGCUGUUCCGGACCUGUGUACGAGAUGACGAGAAAGUGCAACCUGACGGAAUGCAGGGGCGGCCUGUUCGCCGUGUUCCCCACCGUCGCCGACGCGGUCAAUUUUGCAAGAUCCACCAACGAACUGUGCUCCGUGCCCACGUGGAGCUCCUCCGUGUACGAGGACGCCAACAGCGCGAGACUGUGACCGCGGAAUCUUGAUCGCUGCGGAUCGGAACGUUCAUUCAUGAACGCCAUGGAGAUUCUCAAUCGAACCGCGGUAGAACGGUAGUUGAGUGAAAAGCGUACGCUGAUAUCGAGAUUCUGACUGUAUGGUAUUCUUAACGCAUCGCGCCGCACGCGGGAUUUUUCGAAUAUUUUUCAUUAACACUAGAUUUACGGACGUUUACUUUACACUUUAAUCUAUUGUAGAAAACUACGUGUUCGUCUAUAUAAAUCGCGAAAAUUGUAACUUCAAAGCCAGAGUGUUGUAGUGCGUAUUGGCAUAAUUGCACGAACCAAAAUCGACUUAAACUGUAAAUAAUGUUUAAAAAAUUCAAUAUCCGUCAAAUUGGGUUCCGUGAAUCUAGUGUUAAAGAUAUUCAUUGCUUUCUGACUAAAUGUUAACGAUAUUUUUCGCAGUUAACACAAUUGAUUGUAUUCUAUAAGUUAGAAGACAGAACUAUUCUACUUCGAUGUUUUAUGUGCUGAUGCCUUACACAAGGUUUAAUAUUGAAUUGAAAAUUUUAUUAGUUUGCUGCGUCGAAUCAAGGGUUAAUUGCUAAUUCUACGUUAAUGCAACAUUUCAGAUAUGUAUAACGGAAAUCCGAAGUAAAAUUACAAAGUCGGAUUCCUUAUUCUUUUUCGUCAGUUAGAAAUUUCGGUUUGAUCGACAUUUAUAUUGAUACAUGUUUAAAUUAUGUUUUAGAUUGUAUUGAUGUAUAUUUAAAUUAUAUUUUAGACUAUAUUUAAGCCGGCGUACAAUGCGUUAAGCUGUAUGAUACUCUGUUCAAUUAUCCUUUCGUUUUAGAAUAGUCAAUAUUAGCUGAGAAAAUAUCGAGACUACUUUCGUUGUAUAACUGUGGUUGUAAAAACAAUGUAAGUCGUAUGUUCAUUUCUCAGAUUUUGAGACUCGAUUAACGCUCGAGUUCAUCGUUCUCUUUUUUCAAGAUUUUUGCACAUUGUAGAUGAAGUUUGUAAUUGGCUCGUUUUAAUUUCAGAGAAAAAUUAAUUUCUACGGUGUUUUCUCUCUUUGUAUUGUAGUCCAGAGUUUUAUAGAUCUCGAAUGGUAACCCUUGUUAAAGGAGAUCGAAGAUGAUUUUGACGAUGAAGAGUUGAUAGUUUCCAGGAAUUACAUUGAUGUACAUAUUUCCGUAUUCAUGUAAAUAACGUGGAACUACGUCCAAACGUAUCUUUAAGAGAAACAGUUGAAUGUAUACUCAUUUAUGACAAGAGUGGACGAACAAGUUGGCUGGGAAGGAAAUGUCAUGUUGCAAAAAUGUUUCGCUUGGAAUUCCGCGCGUGUAGAGGCGUGUGCCCACUCUUGUCAUUAUACGUCGCUACGAAAUAAGAAUGUCUAACAUUGUUGCAUGCCACCGUUAGAAAUGCGUUUUCUAUCACGUGAUGGCGCAAGAGACUAUUUUGAAGUUGAUCGGUUUGAAAUGCAGCGAUCGGAACGUUUAACCUGUAGCAGUCCUAUGUCGAGUCAGACUCGACAUUCUAUUUCAUUGCAACCUCUACCUGUUUUAACAAUUUCUUCUAUAUUUAUUCGUAGUAUCACAGUUGUACCAUUCAAAGCUAACAUUUCAAUGACUCCCAAAUAUUCUUGAAUAAAUAAAUAGAGGGACUGCACUUGGGACUGCAAAGGGUUAACGUUGAUGUUAGAGUUAACGUACGUGAAUGUUGAUUGUUCUGUACUUAAAACAUAGGUCAACAGUACUAGAUAAAAAUGGAUACACUCAAAAGAAAGGACAUUUUGACAUUUAGCAGAAUUAUUUCCUCUACGGUCGCUGCAAUGUAGAAUUUAACACGUUGAACGCCGCGAAAUACGCAAAAUGGAAGAAAUAUUAUUAUUUAUAAUAUAGAAAAGUUUGCGAAUAAUCGUUUAAUCCAGUAGGUUAUAGUAACUCGAUUUGCUUGGGGUCACCGGUGACCCCCAUGGCAUUCAACGUGUUAUAAUAAUACGCAUACUUAUAUUUCAGUUAUAUUUAAUUUAUAUAUAGUAUUAUAAUUACGUAUUAUCCGUUAGU